This is a messenger RNA of Alosa alosa (allis shad), 4511 nucleotides long. It is a transcript of the gene nr1d2b, whose product is annotated as nuclear receptor subfamily 1, group D, member 2b. Gene Ontology annotation, biological process: hormone-mediated signaling pathway; cell differentiation; positive regulation of transcription by RNA polymerase II. Gene Ontology annotation, molecular function: nuclear receptor activity; zinc ion binding; RNA polymerase II cis-regulatory region sequence-specific DNA binding. NCBI's taxonomy places the organism in Eukaryota, Metazoa, Chordata, Actinopteri, Clupeiformes, Clupeidae. The record is from RefSeq and is a predicted model, not a curated record.
ACUUUACAAGACAGGUGAAACUUUCCCUAAAUUCUUAGUGCUGAUGCCAAAGAUGCCCUUCGAGGGUCAUGAGUUAAAGUGUGUCAGUGGGUUACAUUGACAUACGCAAAGGUAGGUUGCGGAAGGAGGAGCCGAAUGAAGUGGGUCACAUGGUAGCGAGUGUGCUUUACUGUAGGCUAGUCAGUACAAGCGAGCUGUGGUCAGCGGAGUUGUCUUGCCACUCUGGGCUAUAGAAAAUUAUUCUUCUUUCACCGUCUUUUCUUGGACAACAGCCGUUUUUAGUAGACAGUGCGAACAGCUUCAAAGAGAAUAGCCUAUAAUUUCGUCUGUGGAAGGGCUGAAUACAUUAGGCUAGUAUUGUAAUUACCUGGCAUUCAUUGGGUUGCUCAGAAAACUGAUAAGCUGAACUCUUCGUUGAUAAAUCGUUACGGGACUUCACUGUUCAUAUUAUCGGAGACGGAACUCUGCAAAUCAAAUAGAUGCGAUUUCACGGGUUUAAGUGACAGUGGGCUAUAGAGCAUUUCCAUUCAAAGUAUCGCAGCGACUUUUUAGGUUGCUGAGAACUCAAGAAAGACGGCACUAACUACAGGUGACCAAGAAGGUAUCGGUCGUUGGAGGACAUGGAUUCCACAAAAGCAGGGGGUGUGAUAGCGUACAUCAGCUCCUCCAGCACAGCCUCCAGCCCGGAGUCAUGUCACAGCGACAGUUCCAAUGGCAGCUACCAGUCCUCCUCCCCGCCUCGAGCCCCCUCGCCAGGACACCGGCAGGCCCAACAAAAACACGCCGCCACGGACACAACCACAUCACGAUCGGCCAAUCACGGCACCGGGAAGACGCGCUCCCCUUCCACUGCAAAAUGCGGCAUUACUAAAAUCAAUGGCCUGGUGCUUUUGUGUAAAGUCUGUGGAGAUGUGGCCUCAGGGUUCCAUUACGGGGUUCACGCCUGCGAAGGCUGCAAGGGCUUUUUCAGGAGGAGCAUCCAACAGAACAUCCAGUACAAGAAGUGCCUUAAAAACGAGAGCUGCCCCAUCAUGCGCAUCAACCGCAACCGCUGUCAGCAGUGCCGCUUUAAGAAAUGCCUGCUGGUGGGCAUGUCCAGAGAUGCUGUGCGUUUCGGCCGUAUCCCUAAGCGGGAGAAGCAACGGAUGCUUCUGGAAAUGCAGAGUGCCAUGAACAACAUGAUGAACAAUAGCCAGCUCCACGACCAGCUCCACGGCACCCAGACGCCUUCUCCGCCGCUUGGCAACCCGUCGCCCCCUUGCCCCGUGGAGGUCCCUGCCGAAGACCCGUCGCCCACUCCCAUGUCCUCCUCUUCCUCCUCGCCAGGCUCCUCCCCCCGCAGCAGCCAAUUGGAGUCCAGCGCCAACGCCGAGCCGUCCAUGCCCAUGGACACCAGCCCGAGCUCGUCCUCCUCAUCCAGCGGGACGGAGAGCGGCGAGGAGGAGGUCAUCGGCACGGUGACGCGCGCCCACCAGGAGACCUUCAUGUACAACCAGGAGCAGGGCAGCCCGUCGUCGGCCGAGCAGCAGCGGCGGUCGCCGAGCGCGACCGAGCGCGCCCACAGCGACAGCAAGACGAUGGAGGAGCGGCAGGACACCUGGAACAACUACAGGAACAACGUUGCCACGGUAACGGGCCACAGCAAUAACAGACUGGCCUCCAGCUCUCAGGCCAAUACCUCAGAGGGACAUCCAUCCAUCCAUGUGAUGGACAACGCUCCCAGGCACUGCCCAGUGCAGAUGCCCAACACUGCCCCUAGUGGCCGUUGUCCUGUCACAGGACACAGUAUGCCUCAUAGAGCUGUGAACAACAGGGAGAACGGCUUCAGUGGACCAGCUUGGAGAGGGGGCAACAGAAUGUAUCUAGUGUGUCCCAUGAACACCACCCCCUACGUGAACCCGCAGAAGUCAGGCCACAGCAUCUGGGAGGAUUUUUCCAUGAGCUUCACCCCAGCGGUCCGAGAGGUGGUUGAGUUUGCCAAACGCAUCCCGGGCUUCCAGGACCUCUCUCAGCACGACCAAGUCAGCCUCCUGAAAGCUGGCACAUUCGAGGUGCUGGUGGUCCGCUUCGUGUCGCUGUUCGACGUGAAGGAGCGCACGGUGACCUUUCUGAGCGGUAAGAAGUACAGCGUGGAGGCCCUGCGCUCCAUGGGUGCCGGAGACCUGCUCAACUCCAUGUUCGACUUCAGCGAGAAGCUGCUGGCGCUCAACCUGAGCGAGGAGGAGAUGAGUCUCUUCACCGCCGUGGUGCUUGUCUCCGCAGAUCGAUCUGGCAUUGAGAACGUGAACUCCGGGAAGCUUCAGGAGACCCUGAUCCGCGCGCUUCGCAGCCUUAUCACCAAGAACCACCCCAACGAGGCCACCAUCUUCACCAAGCUGCUGCUCAAGCUGCCUGACCUGCGUUCCCUCAACAACAUACACUCAGAGCAGCUGCUCGCCUUCAAGGUCCACCCGUGAGGCCCACUGCGCCAUGGAGGAUGCUCGCUCCUCCGUCCUCCAUCCCAAGCGGCCGCGAGAGGAGCAGGGGACCACGCCACUUUCCCCUUCCUUUGGAGAUGAACCCCCUCCUGGCCUCCCUCCUCGUCUGGCCCUGAGAUGAUGGAGGACCCAGGGAGGUGUACUCUGUUGUUGUUAUUUUAGGAGGAACGUGGUUUCGUUUCUUCCUUGAUAGAAGACCUAGACUUGCCAGGGUAAAUGUUAGGGUAAGGUUGAAGUGGGGGGUGGGACUUUAAAAAUGAAAUCUAUUGUACGGUAAGGCACUGAUGCCUCUUGUUGUAGUAUUGUACAGAUUCUUAGACAUAAGCUUGAAGGUUAAUGAUGUAUAUGUUUGUAAACAUUUUUGUGUAUGUGUGGGAGGAUGGGGUAGGGACUGCAAGUUUGCACUUGGCCUCUAUAGAAACACCUUUUUAAAUUGUUAUGAAUUUAUGUUGCUGCAUUGUUCGUGCAAUAUUUGACACACGACUUCAGAAAACUGAAAAGAAGAACACUUCUACAGUUUGUCUCACAGUUGUCUGCUGCUUUGGCAGCAGGCCUGAGCAGAAAUAUAAGAAAACUUAAUGCGUUUAUAAAUUAAUGCUAUGAAUAAAUAGGUUUAACAGAGGGUUAGAUGGAAAACACUAUACCUUCUACUUGUGAAUAACGAAGAAAUGUAACAAUCUGGCCAUAUUGAGGUGCAUGGUUACAGCUCCUCUAAAAUAAAAAGUAAUUGAACAGUGAAGAUUGUGGUUGAAAGCUGCUAAAUCACGGCUUGUUUUUCAGGUAUUUUGAGGUCCUAGAUCUCCGUACCUGUCUAAGAAAAAGCUGAGAAUGUUUAUUAGAUGUAUUCUCUCGUUGUCGUUGACAACAGCCAAAUUAAUCAAUCAGCAACUAAGGCACUCGCAUUUCAAGCCAGAGCUCACGGUGCAACUGCAUGUAUGUCCUAGAAUAUUUGGCUACUUCAUACACUCGUUCUGAAGUUUUGCAUGGACAGACAUACUGGCAAUGACUCAAAAUGUCCUGUGAACACAGAAAGUGGCGUCAAGGACGAGCCUAAAGGCCUGGCACUCUAGGACUGGACACUCGACUGACCUGUGUACUGUCCGUUACUCGCUGGUGGUACCCAAUCCAAAUGAUUGACCACAUUUGUCUUGCAUUUACAACAAAAUUGCUGUCCAGUUAAAACAAAGCAUGAAUUUGGUCACUCACCACCACCUCAUUUGUAUACUUUUUUCACAGAGAAGCAGAGAGAAUGUUUGGUCUCCUGUAUGAUGGAGGGGGAUAUGUAUUUAGGAAUGUGUGAAGCUCUAAUAUUCUGAGAGAGGCGUGUAAACUUGUUCCCCCUUUGUUUUAGUAUUGACUUCUUUAGCUUUCUUUUUUAAUGUACAUUUUUUUCUCCUUUUCUUUUUCUAGUUUAGAGUUUUGUCAAGUGAGAGUCGAUGCAGGUUUUUAGUUAAUGUUAUCAUACUACAUUACAAUUAUGUUUGUCAUCAUGAUCCAAAAGUGCAGUCAGACAGAAGGGGGUUUGUUUGUGGGACUUCCUGUGAGCCCCAGGAAAACUGAUGGAAUGGGGCGGGGCAAUGAGGAAGUCUGAAUAAAACCCAUUUGAGCAAAGCAUCUGAACCAUACCUAGGUGGUGUCGGACUCUUGAUCGAACCAGAAUCAAGUCUUCUCGACUGUUGGCUCCUGUUUUGAAACCAAGCCCUAAUCAGAAGAAAGAGUUGUCUUUAACUUUGUAGUUUGACUUUACUAUGAAAGAACAGCAUGAUUGUAACAUUGACAAUUAUGUGAUUGUAGAUGAGAUCUGGUUUACAGAGGAGGUACGAAGAGUUGAGAUGAAACCUUUUCCAUUGAAUAUGCUCCCAAUCUUUUCGGUAUUCUCUCUCAAAGCUUCUGUUAAUGUGAGCAUUGUGUUGAUAUGCUGUGGUCUAUCUCUGUUUUCUUCUGUGAAACCAUUGCAAAAUACAUAGAUUUCUAUAUGUAUAAAUAUAUAUAAAUAAUAUAAAUAUAUCCAUAUAAAUAAAGAUAUAAAUGUGG